AUGAAUUCAAACAACAGAAGACUUAAACGCUAUGCAUUCAUCCAAUACGACGACCAAAUGGAUGCUCUCAACGCUGUCUUAUCACAAGACGGACAGAUGAUUGCCGGACAGGCUAUU
This is a messenger RNA of Medioppia subpectinata, 117 nucleotides long. Lineage: Eukaryota; Metazoa; Arthropoda; Arachnida; Sarcoptiformes; Oppiidae. The record is from the annotation of a GenBank genome assembly.